Molecule: messenger RNA, 1535 nt
Organism: Zea mays
Lineage: Eukaryota; Viridiplantae; Streptophyta; Magnoliopsida; Poales; Poaceae
Exons: 4
Coding region: 159-1232 (357 amino acids)
Source: RefSeq, marked validated
GCUUCGAGUUGCGUCUGUGCUCCUGGCGCUUCGUCGCCGAAUUGGUGUGGCUCACGUCGCCGGUGACCUUCCGGUGGCCAGGGGCGUGACACCGCGCUGCCAGAUCCGGCGACGUAUCGACUGUCACGGUAACUAGUCUCCAGCCGGGGUCCCAGCCGAUGGGCGCCAGCGGGCUCACCGCGGUCGUCGUGCUACUCCUCGCCUCGGCGCUACUCCGUGUCCCUGCCUCUGCAGGUAGAAGCCUUCUGGAAGGCGAGAACCCCAACUCCGGCGGCGAGGACGCUCCUGCACCUACCGUUUCUGGGAAGUCUUCAGCUGCGGGGCAGCAGCAGGCUGAGAGCAAGCGGCAACAGAAUUCACUGGCACCACUGCCAUCUGCAUCAUCACCGCCGCCGCCGCCACCCACACAGGAGACGAAUUCGCACAAGGCAGCCAGUCCUCCCCCAGGAGGUGGAGCAGGACCGAAUGGCGGGACGGACCCAGAGGACACGGGAAGUCAGGGGAGGAGGAUGGGGACUGAUAAACUGAAGGAGGCGAUGGAGAAGUGUGAUGCCUCGCAUAAGUGUUCCUCUGGAAAGGAAUUUUCUGCCUGCCUUCAGGUUUCUGAGGACGCAUCAGUUGGGUCAUAUAUUAUUGUCAAGAAUGAAGGCCAGCAUGACAUUGACAUUAAUGUCAAAGAACCGUCAUCAAAUACAGAUAAUGAUAAGAAGUCUCUACAUCUUAUCAAGGGUGCCUUUGGACAGAUGAACAUAACAUAUACCACUUCAGAUGCUGGGAAUAUUACUUUAAGUGAUGGAAAGGUAGACUGCAUCAUACAUGUUGGGCAGCCAGUAGAGAGGAAAUCGGUUUAUGAUUUGCAACAACAGUUUCAGCAGCUUACAGCCUAUGCAAUGCGUUUGAAUCCAGCUUAUGGAGCCUCUUUUUUUGUUUUCACUGUUGUUUUGGUUGCUGUUGGAUGUGCCUGUUGCAAGUUUGCAAAGAGAAAAGGCAAUGAUGGUGUCCCGUACCAACAGCUUGAGAUGGGAGGUCAGGCACCAAACUCUUCGGGGGUGGACAACACCGCAAGCACAACAGAUGGCUGGGAAGACGGCUGGGACGAUGACUGGGAUGAUGAAGAAGCACCGGCAGGACCUGUGGAUAAAAAGCCUACGGGCAGUGUCUCAGCAAAUGGCCUUUCGUUGAGAUCACAGACAAAUAGCAAAGAUGGUUGGGAUGUGGAUUGGGAUGACUAAGCUCCUAAGAACUUGGAGUGUAGCUGUCAAAUGAGGGAGGAAGAUACUUCCAUCUGUCUGACCUGCAGGAAAGACAUCUACAGUUCGAAAUGAUGGAACUUAGUCUUGACCAAGUGACCCUUAUCCUGAGGUGAAGGAUUGCCUCACGCCCUCACUUCAUACGGUUUGUACAAUAUUGUUCCACCCCCCGUCUGAGUUGAUACACGAACUGUUAGCGGUACUGAUUUAGUUCUUUUCGGUUUGUAAUGGUACAGAAGAAUUGUCAGUAUAUAUAUAUAUAAAACCAAAGCACACAUUUUUAUU